GAUCACCGACCUAAGACUUCUCGUGCCAUGAUGCGACAAGAGCAUUGCGGAGAUGCCGCUUCAGCCGCUUCAGGGACUUCCAAAAAGCUCAGGGCAAGGUGUCACUCCACCUGCGAAGGAUCUCUUCUGGCAUUUGGACAAGCUGCUAGGCCCUAUCCAGUCGCAGACGAGCCGAGGCGGCCUGGCAGGCCUGAAACCUCGGCAGCUGUUCUCUCGGCUUUCAACGUUAAAGCUUCUACGUCGACCCCAGGACUUCACCCGUUUACUUGGCGCCUUGGGCAAGAGGGAGCUGUGGGAGCAUGCAAGGCUGGCCUUGAGUCAGAUGGAAGUCAUCUCCAUUCAAAUGGAUGUGAUAGCACUUGGUGCGGCAGUGAAUGCGUGUGCAGGAGCUGGGCAAUGGGCCACGGUAGCUGCUUUGCUGCAGCACUCUUGCCAGUCCGGCAUCCUUCCUGACCUGAAGACGUUCAACUGUGCUUUGCGAAGCCCACAGGCUGCGACACUGGGUCACUGGAGGUUUACGCUAAAAAUGCUCGCCUUUCAGAGGCAGUGCGCUGUUCUUCCAGAUGUGAUCACGUACGACCUUUUUGCUGCUGCUGCUGCUGCUGCUGGUCCUGAUAAAUGGAACUAUGUUUGCUUUUUGCUGCUGGACUCCCUGCAUGGUUUGGUGCCGGAUGUCCUUAUGCUUGGAACAGCCCUCGGUGUAUUCGAGAAGGCACAGCAGUGGGAGCGCGCCUUGGAGGCUUUCCGAGGCAGCCAGUUGCCAAUCGACAGGCACAUUCUCAACGCAGCUGUCACUGCUUGUGCGGCAGGGUUGCAGCCAAAGCUGGCACAAAGAAUUGUCAAGGAAAUGGAGGGCGUUUCCAUCCAAACAGAUGUUGUGACUUUUGCUGCCUUGAUUACAGCUGCGGAGAAGGGUCAGCUUUGGCAGGAUGCAAUUGCACUUGUUGACUCGAGCAAUGUAGAAGGCAUUCGGCCAGACCGAAUUCUUGGUGGUGCCACUAUCAGCGCAUGUGAGAAGGCAGCACAGUGGCAGUGGGCCUUGGACAUCGCCAAAGUGCAGGUGGUUCAGAGGCUGAAGCCCAACGAGAUCAUGUGCAACGCCCAAAUCAGUGCAUGUGCUGCAAGUGGCCAGCUGCCUCAAGCCUUGAAUAUCCUGAAUGAAAUGCCUCAGUGGAACAUCAGGAGGAGCAAGGUAUCAUUCAACUCUGCUGCUGAAGCACGUCAAAAGAGCCUGGAUUGGGAGGGCGCGGUGCGAAUAUUGGAAAUCAUGAGGCACGACAGAAUUCAGCCCGAUAUAGUUACUGUGUCGCUUGUCAGCUCGCCCUUGGAAGCUGCGGGGAAGACGACAUUUUUGCCUCCACUGAUUUUUGUGGUUCCUUCUCUUGGAUUUGUCAGCUCCGCUCGGGCUGUUCCUACGAAUCAGCAGUCAGAACAAAUGACGGCUUUGGAGAUUUUAGUGGAGCAUGAUGCUUUGUCCAGCUCAGUGGCACGGAAGUUUCAGAAGCUGGAGUGGAGGCUCUUAAGGUCAAGGCUAGAACGGUUGGCACAGGGUUCAGUGAGUGAGGCUGAGAAAGCUACACAGAGAUUGUUUGAUCGCCAUUUGAAUCGCUACUUUUCUUUGGGUGUGCAUUUCACCUGCCGGGCUCUGAACCGCUUUUUCCCGACGUUUUCGGGCUGGAGAGGUUCAGCUCGUCAGCAUACUCGGCGCGGCACUGGAGCAUAUUGGUCUCAAGAAGCAAGUGCUCAUGGUCUCUCUGCUUGGGCGCAAUUCUCUGUGUUGCGGAUGAAUGACAAGUUGACUGGUGCAGGAGCCACGUUCGGUUAUGGCCAUGCGGAUGCUUCUAUUUUGUUGCCUGUCAUGGUGCAACAUGACCGCUCAAGGCAUUCGGAAAGAUUGGCUUUGCUAUUUGUGCUGCGCCAUGUGCAGCACGCGAGCAUAGAUUGCCAGCAAGUGGUCCAAAGAGCCUUCCUGUCGUAAA
Cladocopium goreaui is the source of this 1979-nucleotide messenger RNA. NCBI's taxonomy places the organism in Eukaryota, Dinophyceae, Suessiales, Symbiodiniaceae. The record is from the annotation of a GenBank genome assembly.